ACCAACCGGGUUUAGCUGUCGCUUUAAGACUGAUUUCCCCCCAUUGUCAAACAGUCGUGAGCAGGAAGAGGGAAACGAAAGCAGAGAGCGAGGGGCCCGACGUAUUUAAACACGAUGCUGCUGCCUCUCAGUAACGGGGACCGGAGGAGGAGCGUCUCUGCAGCCCGAUCACUUAAAAACACGCACCCACACGGAGAUCAUCACAAGUGACAUUUUAGAUCCGAUUGUUGCCGUUUUCAUUGACAGUGUGAGAAGUCGCUGCAGGAUGAGACUUGAGAGUCAUGCAAGUGUCAGCGCGGGUGAUCGCCUCAGGAAAUGAUGACAGUGUCCUCCAUCAUCGCUUAGCUGCUCAGAGCGAAAUUGUUUUGUCUUCGGCCAUUUCUGCAGGACUGUGUGUUCAUUUAACAAAAAUAAAGGGCUGAACCGGCGUCUUGGAGACUGUAGGAGCAAGUGUCUUUGAUUCAGCUGCACAGGUGUGGACUCCAGCUGGACAUCACAUCUGAGACAUGUCCUCUGCUAUAGAGAGGAAGACCAUGGAAGCUAAUGAGGAGCCGGUGGAUGAAGUCCUCCAGAUGCCCCCCUCUCAGCUGACGUGUGGUGGGUGUCAGCAGAGCAUCGGGGACAGGUUCUUCCUGAAGGCCAUCGAGCAGUACUGGCAUGAAGACUGCCUGAGCUGCGACCUGUGUGGCUGUCGACUGGGGGAGGUGGGCCGCCGCCUCUACUUCAAGCUGGGGAGAAAACUUUGUCGGAGAGACUACCUCAGACUGUUUGGUCAGGACGGUCUCUGUGCGUCCUGUGAGAAGAGGAUUAGAGCGUUUGAGAUGACGAUGCGUGUGCGGGACAAGGUUUACCAUCUGGAGUGCUUCAAGUGUGCCGCCUGCCAAAAGCACUUCUGCGUGGGUGACCGCUACCUGCUCAUCAACUCAGACAUUGUGUGCGAGCAGGACAUCUUCGAGUGGACCAAACUCAGCAAUAGCAACAUGAUUUAGCAGAGUGGUUUGGUCAACAUGAGGGAGCAGCACCCUGCCUUUCCCACUUGCUUUAAAGUGGAGGAACUGACAUUUUGCAGCCUGUGCAGACUGCAUCAUGCAUCUGAUAUUCAUAGUCAGAGUCAGCAGCUUUGCAUUGCUCUCUACUGGAGACUGAUGAAGACUGCACCAGCAAUAACAAAAAAGGUUGAUCCUUAAAUGCAAAACCAGGCUUAUAUACUGGAAAUACUUAAACAUGCAAUAAUGAUUGUUUGUUAUACACACUGGAGUCUUAUAACCUUAGCAAUGAACACAAAUAAAAUGUUGAGUUCAAAAUUCAA
Notothenia coriiceps (black rockcod) is the source of this 1309-nucleotide messenger RNA. RefSeq names its product LIM domain only 2 (rhombotin-like 1) (gene lmo2). Bases 507 to 989 code for a protein of 160 amino acids. The transcript has 3 exons. Gene Ontology annotation, cellular component: nucleus. NCBI's taxonomy places the organism in Eukaryota, Metazoa, Chordata, Actinopteri, Perciformes, Nototheniidae. Gene Ontology annotation, molecular function: DNA-binding transcription factor binding; transcription coactivator activity. The record is from RefSeq and is a predicted model, not a curated record. Gene Ontology annotation, biological process: positive regulation of transcription by RNA polymerase II.